CCGGAUUUUAAGGAAGUAACGAUAGAAAUACUCCUAGAUACCAGGUUCGUAAUUCUCGCACAUAAUGGAAAACAAAAUAGAGGGAAAACGUUCGAGUUCAGGAUCCAACCAUUUAUUGCAGAAGAUAAGAGAUUUUACUCGUUCUAUUGUUGAAGAUCUUUCUCUUGGUCGUUCUCCGGUGAUUUACAUUCAUCGUUUCCGUAAUUACUGCACUGAUACUUCAGGAAACUGCUAUUGCAGCCAUGACUCAAUUAAGGGAGUGGAAAUCCUCACACUACAAAGAGAGUGCCAUGCACGUAGGUUGGAUAUUUUAUUGCGAGUGCUACUUAUUGUUCAACAACUUUUGCAAGAGAAUAGACAUGGGUCAAAGAGAGACAUUUAUUACAUGCAUCCUUCUGUGUUUCAAGAACAAUCAGUUGUAGAUCGAGCUAUUAAUGACAUCUGCAUCCUUCUUCAGUGCAGUCGCCACAACCUAAAUGUUGUCUCUGUUUCAAAAGGAUUGGUGAUGGGUUGGUUGAGAUUCUCAGAAGCUGAUAGGAUAAUCAAUUGCCUAAACCACCCUGAUCAUGCACACUCUAUUCCAGUACAUGUAGAAGAAGUAAAAGAUAUAAUGAGUGUUGCAGACUAUAUACUAGUUGUGGAGAAGGAAUCAGUAUUCCAAAGAUUAGCAAAUGAUUGUUUUUGCAAGAGUAAUCGUUGCAUUGUCAUCACUGGAAGAGGUUAUCCUGAUAUUCCAACAAGAAGGUUCUUGAGGCUACUAAUCCAACAGCUGCAAUUGCCAGCUUAUUGUUUGGUUGAUUGUGAUCCAUAUGGCUUUGACAUCUUAACCACAUAUCGCUUUGGCUCAAUGCAAAUGGCAUAUGAUGCAAAGAUACUGAGGCUUCCUGAGAUUAAGUGGCUUGGAGUAUUUCCAUCAGAUGUAAAGAAAUAUAAUUUUCCACAACAAUGUCUCCUCCCUAUGACACCCCAAGAUAAGGUGAAAACAGAGGCAAUUUUGAAUCGAUGUUAUUUGCAAAGACUAGUGCCAAAGUGGAGGUUGGAACUAGAGUUGCUGCUGAAAAAUGGAGUAAAGUUUGAGAUUGAAGCAUUAUCUGUGCACUCACUUAGCUUUUUAUCAAAAGAGUAUUUACCAUCCAAGAUUCAAGGGUUAUUAUCUGAAAGUCCAGUUCAACUAUGAAUACAGAUGAAGAUGAUUGAAGUCUUUUAGGUUAUUUCGAUCCCUGCUGAGCUCCCUAAGAAAAUAAGAGGCCUAGCAAAAAACAUUCAAUUAUCAAAGAUAAUAUGGCAAACAAGGGAAAGCCUGUAGAUUUGGAUUUCGACAGGGAGCUGACAUAUUCCCCUGUCGGGAACCAUGGUAAUUGGUUUACCCGUGAGAUUGGGAAGUAUAUAUGGAUGAACAUCCCUUUGAACGUAUCUGGUUGGGACAAUGUUUCCCUCGCUUUAAGGAAUGCCACAGUGGUUCAUUUAAAUGUAACUUGGACAAUAUUUUAAAUUUAGUUCUAAUUGGUAUUUAACUAAUUAACUUUUUUUGUAUUUGUAGAAUAAGUUUGAUUUAGAUAAGGUUAACUUGGAUUCCGAGCGUGCUCAGUUAUUGCAGAGCAUUGAUGCGACCUUGCAAAGAAUUUAUAGAGGCCGGAAAAAUAAACCGCAUACGUAUUUUGAGAAUGUCGGGGGGGCUUAUAGAUAUCCCAAGGGCAUUA
Messenger RNA from Lactuca sativa (garden lettuce), 1700 nucleotides. It is a transcript of the gene ATSPO11-1, whose product is annotated as Spo11/DNA topoisomerase VI, subunit A protein. The record is from RefSeq and is a predicted model, not a curated record. Gene Ontology annotation, molecular function: DNA binding; ATP binding; DNA topoisomerase type II (double strand cut, ATP-hydrolyzing) activity. Lineage: Eukaryota; Viridiplantae; Streptophyta; Magnoliopsida; Asterales; Asteraceae. Gene Ontology annotation, biological process: meiotic DNA double-strand break formation; meiotic DNA double-strand break processing; reciprocal meiotic recombination. Gene Ontology annotation, cellular component: nuclear chromosome.